UUCAAUACUUCGAAUAAAAAUUCAAACAUGGCUGUGAAAGUUGCAUUGUGUUUUGUUUUAGUGGUUGCUUUAACAUCAGCCUUACCAGCUCAGCCAGGCAAUGGCUGGGCAUGGGGCGGUGGUGGUGUCAACCCAUGGAUACCACCAUGGGUGUCCGCCGCGCCUUGGUACCCGCAAUGGGCGCCUUGCACUACCAUAGGCAGCACAUGCCUGGACUGCAACACUAAGAUGGUGUGCACCAAGAUCGGUGGUAUACAACGUCCCUGCAGCGACCCUACCUUACCUUAUUGCAACUUAGGCGAAUGUUCUGCAACUCCGUCUGAAGAUUGCACCCCUGAAGAACAAGCGAAAGGCGCGGAACAAUCUGUGUAAAUAACCUUCACUCGUUUUUGGACCG
Molecule: messenger RNA, 397 nt
Organism: Papilio polytes (common Mormon)
Lineage: Eukaryota; Metazoa; Arthropoda; Insecta; Lepidoptera; Papilionidae
Exons: 2
Coding region: 28-372 (114 amino acids)
Source: RefSeq, a predicted model, not a curated record